UUUUUUUUUUUAUAUCAAAACAUGUUAUUUAUAACACCUUAUAGUAACACAGAACACAAUCAGUACUUGAAUCUAUCACUGUACUUUGAAUAAGAGCGCAUGUCUUGAGUGUGAUCUCUCAAUGCAAACAAAACCUGGAGUAUUUUACAGUACACGAGCCUCUAAAGCAAAGAGCUUAAGCAAGCAGUACAGUACUGUGUACAGCACAAUGGAGAAGAAAGCUCAUGCCCUAAAAGACUACAUUCUGAAGCAGCCUGUCUGGAAGAAAGAGAACCUUAAUCCCAAAACAUGGAUAAAAACAGACCACAGCAAAGGUUUUGCUGAAUUUAUACUACCGAAGGACAUUGGUGAAGAUGGAGGUUAUGACAAUAAGGAGAUGUUGCUGGAAACAGAGAAAGACUUCAUAGAAGCAGCAAAGAGAAACGACGUGGAGGGAAUGAAACUUCUCGGAAGAGGCGUUAAUGUUAAUGCCAAGAAUGUGCAUGGUCGAACUGCUCUUCAUUACGCUGUGGCCUGCAGAAAUGUGGAAGCUGUUGAUGUGCUCCUUCGAAGGAGAGCCAAACUAGAUCUACAAGAUAAGCACGGACUGACUGCUGUUCACUUAGCUGCAUGGUUUGGGAGUUUAGAAAUUCUGAAGCUUCUCGUGCAAGGUGGAGCCGACCAAAGCAUUGAAAAUACGGAAGGUCUGAACAUGUUGCACUGCGCUGCCAUGAAUAAUCACACUGAUAUUGUAGCGUACAUCAUUGAUGACCUGCAGAUGGGAGAAUUGGACAAAGAAGAUCAGUUUGGUAACAGGCCCUUUGUCCUGGCCGCAGCACACGGCUGUGUUCCCAUGCUACAGAUGCUGAUGGAGGAGCACUACAACAUGGCCACCAUGGAGGAAAAUCAGGUUGGAGACACCCCUCUGCAUCUGGCAGCGAAACACGGUCAACGUGAAGCACUGCAGUUACUUCUAGAAAACUUCCACAUUCGAAAUGAGGUCAACCAGGCUGGACAGACUGCUCUGUAUUUAGCUGCCGAUGGAGCUCAUGAGGACUGUGUACAAACCCUGCUGGAGGCACAAUGUGACCCAAACAUCUUCACCUUGAGCAGAAACAGCCCUCUGCAUCCAGUCUGUGAGAGGGGCCAUUUUCAGAUUGUCCAGCUCCUCAUCAAUAGCGGAGCCCAGAUUAAUGCUCAAAACCAGCAAAUGCAAACUUCAUUCCAUCUGGCAGUGAGGAACUGUCAUAUUCCAGUAAUCCACACCUUACUGGAGGCUGGCUGUGAUCCGAACCUAACAGAUCAUAUGGGUCAGACUGCGCUUCAUAUCGCUGCUGAGAUGGGGAAGGUGGAUGUGGUCGAGAUGAUUCUGAAAGCCGGGGUGGAUCUGCAGAUUCGGGACAGGCAAAAUAAAACAGCUCUUGGAGUGGCGGCAAGAGGGAAUAUGGUGAUCAUUGUGGACAUGAUCAUCAAAGCUGAGAGAUAUUUCAAAUGGAAAGACAAUUUACAAAUUACUAAUACAGAUGCCAUUGAGAGCCUUCACAGCGAAUCACCGCUGACGUUUAAAUUAGAUCACUCUCCUGACACGAAGCCGGUUCGUGAUAUAAUGUGGGACCUCGCAUACAAACACCUCAAGCGCAACGACUGGAAGAAGCUGGCAGAGCACUGGGAGUUUACAGAUGCUCAGAUGGCAGCCAUUGAAGAGCAGUGGACAGGUCUGAACAGUUUUCAGGAGCAUGGGAACAGGAUGCUGUUAAUCUGGCUUCAUGGAAUUCUGAUCGAAGAGAGCAGCCCAUCCAAGGGCCUGUAUGAGGGACUGCUUGCUUCUGGGAAUACAAAGGUUGCUGGUAGGAUGUUAUUACACAUUUCUGUUGUCUUUAGAGUAUGCAGUGAUCUUUGUUUGUGGAUGCCCUGACGGAACCAUCAUAACAGAGGUCCUAAUAUGCACAUUAUGCAACAUCUCGGGUGGCACCAGAUGGGUUUUGACAUUUUAACCCUAAUUAGUAAAUAAAUAAAUAAAUAUUUGUAUAUCUGUACAGUUAAAGUUA
Danio rerio (zebrafish) is the source of this 2027-nucleotide messenger RNA. Lineage: Eukaryota; Metazoa; Chordata; Actinopteri; Cypriniformes; Danionidae. The record is from RefSeq and is a predicted model, not a curated record.